Caenorhabditis elegans is the source of this 978-nucleotide messenger RNA. It is a transcript of the gene str-149, whose product is annotated as Serpentine receptor class r-10. Lineage: Eukaryota; Metazoa; Nematoda; Chromadorea; Rhabditida; Rhabditidae. The coding region runs from base 1 to 978 and encodes 325 amino acids. Gene Ontology annotation, biological process: detection of chemical stimulus involved in sensory perception of smell. The record is from RefSeq and is marked reviewed. Gene Ontology annotation, cellular component: ciliary membrane. The transcript is spliced from 8 exons.
AUGCCUCUGUGGUUACACGUAAUCCAGCAUGCUGGAUUCCUUUUUGCUCAGCUCACUAAUGGAAUAUUAGUGUACUUAAUUGUAACAAAAGCUCAACAGCUUGGAACAUAUCGCCAUCUAAUGUGUGCGUUUGCGGUCUUCUCCCUGAUUUAUGCCUGGAUCGAAGUGUUCACUCAACCGGUGAUGCACACAAAAGACCCAGUUUUCAUAGUCUUCAUGGAUAGUCCUUUAAAAUAUCAAGCAGGAAUUGGUAAUUUUGUGACUUGCCUAUAUUGCGGAUCUUUUGCUCUUGUGAUUUCUCUUCUUGCAGCUCAAUUUUCAUACAGAUUUAUUGCAGUUUGCAGACCAGAAAUAUUGCCAAAACUAGAUGGGUUCAAGCUAGUUAUAAUAAUCAUUCCAUGCAUGUUUUUCUUCAUUCUCUGGUUUGAACUGGUUUAUUGGGGUAUGGCAAGCACCAAGGAGAAACAGGAAUACAUGAGAGAAGAACUGGAAACAUUUUACGAAGAAGAUUCGACGAAGGUGUCCUUUAUCGGAUCGAUAUAUUGGUCGAUAGGGGAAAAUGGAGAGAAAAUUUGGAAUUUUUUUGAGAUUGGGUUUGCAUUUGGCUGUGUAAUGAUUAUUGUUGUCUGCUUCACGACAAUUCUAUUCUGUUCACUGAACAUUUAUUUUUUCAUGACAAGCAUUCAAUGCCAUAUGAGCACAAGAACAUUGGAACUCAAUCGCCAACUCUUGGUCACCCUAAGCUUUCAGACUCUUUUACCAUUUGUCAUGAUGCAUAGUCCUGUCGGAUUGUUGUUCUGUCUUCCAUUGGUUGAAGUUUACGUUGGAUAUAUUGCGAAUUACGUGGGCGCCAGUUUGGCUCUCUAUCCCGCGUUGGUGCCACUGAUUGCUAUAUUCACAAUCAAUGGGUUCAGAAAAACAGUCAUGAAACGUCUCCGAAGAAAAGUAGAAACGGCCCCGAUGUCAAUUAUGCCCUGA